Cuscuta campestris is the source of this 1244-nucleotide messenger RNA. NCBI's taxonomy places the organism in Eukaryota, Viridiplantae, Streptophyta, Magnoliopsida, Solanales, Convolvulaceae. The record is from the annotation of a GenBank genome assembly.
ACUAUAAAAGGGGGAAGAACCCGCCAUUAAAAGGGGGGGGGGGGGGAAACAAUUGAUUACACACCUAAUUAAGAAUAUUAUUGUGAGAUUAUAUUUUCCUAAUUCUUAUUCCGUUCUUGGUCCGCCAUCUGAUCGGGUUAAUCCCAUCAUUGGUGCUUCCAUUGAGAGAUACUGUGAGACGAAAUUGUGAGAUUAUGGCUGGACGAAGGACUAGACGUAACACCGCCGCUUCCGCCCAGUCAACGGUGAGGAGCGACCAGCCUGAACAAGGCAUGGUUGUUCCAGUCAAUGGGCUGGAAACGGCGUUGAAUAAUGUGGCUAACAUGAUGGCCAACAUUAUGGAACGCUUGGAUCGGGCUCUGCCUGGUACCCAGAAUGUCCCUGCCGGGCAGCCCCGCCAGGUCCUGCGUACUGCUAGUUCUCCCAUCCUCAAGGAGCUUCACGAUCCGGAGGAGGUCGAGAGGGAGCGACAGGCUAUCUCUAGGCGCCGGGCGGAAGAGUUGGCCCGAAAUAAUAGGGCGAAUGGGGAUCGAACCAGGGCCGUGAGUCAAAUCUUAGGCAACAGAAACGGAGACCCGCGGGGAACAGUUUUUGAAAGGAUAUCUCACCAGAGGGCUCACGUUAGUGAGAGGCUGGGGAAGAAUCCGGACAAGGCACCCCAGGGCUGGGUACGACCCCAGACCAGCCAAGUGGCAUCCUCUAACCGUGAACCUCGGCAGCAAACCGGCCGGGGUGGGAGCCAAGCGCCAAUGCGGCCAUUGGUGGUCUUGGACGAGGAGGGGGUUCAAAGUCAUGCUAGGGUCCUAGCGGCGCAGCGUCUGGGGCCACAAGUGCUGGAAGCUGGCGAGUUCCAGGAUUUGAGACAACAGAUCCAGGAGAUGCAGAGGAAAAUAAACAGGGGACGAGUGUUCACUACUCGGACGAAUACUCCGCUCGCCCCUGAGAUCUUUGCAGAGCCGUAUCCUCAAGGAUUCAAAGUGCCGUUUGUCAAGCGUUAUGAUGGGGAAUGGGAUCCCCAGGAACACAUAAAUAGCUAUGUGCAGGUGAUGAUCGUCGUUGAUGCCAGCGACGCGUAGAUGUGCCGAUGUUUCUUGCAGACGGUUGAUAGCAAGGUUGCAUAUGGGGUGAAUCACAUUCUGGCUGGAUCGAUCCUGUAACGCCCCAAAACAUACCCUAGAAUUAUUAAUAAAUAAACAUUCGAUUAAUCAAAUUUGUUUUGAUUAAAAUAAAUUGUUGUUGGGCUU